GGAGAAAAUAGAGAGUCUGUCUUUCUCUCCCCAUCUCUCUUUUUUUACAUCUCUCGAUGAGCGUCUGCAUGAACUAUACUGUUAUCUUGAUUUGGGUCUCUGUCUCUGAUGAGGUUACCGUUAAUAGGCUAGUCAGUGUAUGGAUCAGUGAUGCGACAUGUCCCAUUUAACAUUUCAGUAGAUUAGUUUAAAAAACGGAUUCAAUACGCAUAUCUCUUAGCUUAUUUAGCCUAGCUCAACAAGAGCUACUGUUUACUAGGAGAGAAAGGGAGGAGGGUUAGCGUAGGCUCGUUAUGUAGUGUUUUCUCCCUAUAGCAACAGUAGUCUGCACUGCAGUGCUGUUUUAUAAUGCAGAGAGAGAGGCUGAAUCGGGGGUAAUACAGGCUAUAUUUACAUUUCCAUAUUCAGACCCAGAGUGCCCUCAAUUAAACAGAGUCACAUAGAAAGCACUGUUUCUAGCUCUCUCUUCUCUCUCCGGGGAUGUUGUAUUAUUCACCAGUAGACGGAGGAUGUUGAGAGUCAUAGGGAGAAAGGGAUAGAGAGGUCAGGGAAGUGUGGAAGUGUCCUGUGCUGUGUGUAGGGGUGAGUCAGCACAGAUGGAUAGAGAAAGGGACAGUUUAUAGAAGGCUUAGCUUGGCUGAUAGAGACAGGAGAGAGUGGUGUCAGAUGUCUCCUGGUGUGUGUGUGUGUGUGUGUGUGUGUGUGUGUGUGUGUGUGUGUGUGUGUGUGUGUGUGUGUGUGUGUGUGUGUGUGUGUGUGUGUGUGUUGAUUAGGCAGAAGGUCGUGAGGUUGAGGGGAGCUCAACACUGGGCAGACUCGCAGCAGAGUGACACAGAGAGGAACUGAGAUGUAACACUGCUUCAACACACAUGGCUGAAACCAGGACAAAAACCAUAGAGUAUUGAAAGAGGGGCGGAGGGUGAGGGGAGAUUGGAGGACGAGUGUGGGGGAGCAGCAGCCAUGGCAGAGAACUAUAUGUACCAGCAUCUGUCCUACGAGAUAGAAGAGGAGGAGAAGGAAGAGAGGAAGGAGAGAGUGGGAGAAAACAUGAUGACGGAGGAGGGGACAGAGUGGUUGGUAGAUCUGUUAACAGACGUUCAGCUGCAGCAGUACUUCCUGCGUGUCCGUGACGAGCUGAACGUGACCCGCCUGUCACACUUCGACUACGUCAAGAAUGAAGACCUGGAGAAGAUCGGCAUGGGGAGGCCAGGACAGAGGAGGCUUUGGGAGGCAGUCAAGAGGAGGAGAGCUCUCUGUAAACGCAAAUCCUGGAUGAGCAAGGUACAGCACACAGUAUUUCCAGGGAAAAGACCUGACUCUGACUCCGACCCACAGCAGCCCCGGGGGGCAUCGCCCACCUUGAUGACUCCAGGCUUAACCCCGUCCAGCGAUGGGCCGUCGUCGGGGGCAGCCCUGACCUGUCUGAUCCGGGAGGCAGAGCUUCAGCUGUGUGAACGACUGGGAGACGGAACCUUUGGAGUCGUCAGGAGAGGAGAGUGGACCGGACCGACUGGACAAGUGCUGUCAGUAGCAGUGAAGUGUCUGAAGACAGACAGUGUGUUGGACACUGAGGGGUUGGAUGAUUUCAUCAGAGAGGUGAACGCCAUGCACUCCCUCAACCAUCAGAACCUCAUACGGCUCUACGGAGUGGUGCUCACUCACCCCAUGAAGAUGGUGACAGAGCUGGCUCCUCUUGGUUCUCUGUUGGAUCGUCUGAGGAAGCGACAGGGACACAUCCUCAUCUCCUCUCUGUGUGGCUACGCUGUACAGGUGGCGUGUGGCAUGGCAUAUCUAGAACAGAGGCGGUUCCUCCACAGAGACCUGGCUGCAAGGAACGUCCUGCUGUCAACCAAUGAAAUGGUGAAGAUCGGUGACUUUGGCCUGAUGAGGGCGCUGCCGUCACACCAGGAUACAUAUGUGAUGGAGGAGAGUCACAAGGUGCCCUUCGCAUGGUGCGCUCCAGAAUCAUUGAGGAGCAGAAGUUUCUCUCAUGCUUCAGACACCUGGAUGUUUGGAGUCACUCUGUGGGAGAUGUUUACACAUGGACAAGAGCCAUGGCUAGGACUCAAUGGCAGCCAGAUUCUCCAUAAGGUGGAUGUGGAGGGGGAGAGGCUGGUGAAGCCAGAUGACUGUCCCCAGGAUGUUUACAACAUGAUGCUGCAGACUUGGAGCCCUCAGCCUGAUGACAGACCAACAUUCACCGCCCUCAGAGACUUUCUAUUGGAGACCAUGCCUACAGACAUGAAAGCGCUGCAGGACUUUGAGGAACCGGACAAACUCCAGAUCACCAUUAAUGACAUCAUCACCAUCAUCGAGGGCAGAGCAGAGCUCUAUUGGUGGAGAGGUCAGAACAGAAGGACGUUGCGCGUGGGACAGUUUCCUCGCCACGUGGUCACGUCGGUCAGCGGCCUGUCGGCCCAAGACAUCAGCAGACCCCUCACACACUCCUUCAUUCACACUGGACAUGGAGACACUGACCCACACAGGAGCUGGGGGCACGCUGACCGCAUAGACAGCUUGUACUUGGGAAACCCCAUGGACCCCCCUGAUGUUAUGGGAAUGGAUCCUUCCACUGCCCGGCCCACCAAACUACCCAACCGCACCAGGAAGCAGCCUCCUCCUCGUCCUCCCCAGCCUGCUGUCUUGAUCCAGAAGCCGUUCUAUGACUCUGUGUUAGAUGAUGAUGAUGAAUAUGAAGGUGCUUCGUUGGGGCUGAAAAAACUGGGUGUGGCUAUGGGCCUUAAACUCCGCCCGUGGGAGGGGCCAGGUGUAAGGUCGGCCAAAAGUGAGGUCUCGCUCAUCGACUUCACCGAUGACAGCUUUAGCUCGGCCACGUCCUCCCCUCUCACUGAGACAUGCCUACCUGACCAGGACACACUCAAGGACCUUCCUUCCAUCCUAGACUGGCCCCUCCCUCUUCCUGCAUAUGACGAGGUUGCCACGGAAGCUGAGGGCCAAUUGGCAGACAUGGAGGUUCGAUCUAUCACUGGAUUGGCUGAGGGGAUUUUAGCUCCGCCCAGCACCGAUGCAGAGGGGAGGGGCUUAACACAGUCAGCUGAUCUGUUCCAGGAGCUGCAGAGAGAGGUGAUGGUGAAACUGCGUGUUCCCAUGACAGCCGGCCGUUCCCUCCCCUCCUCCCCCCUUCCCCUCUCCCUGGCCCCCCCGGCCCCUCACAGACAGAUCUACCUUCCUCCCCCAUCCUCCUCUUCUUCCUAUGAGGACAGACCCAUGCUACCUCCACGCUCCCCCAUCCCACCCCUCCGCUCCUCCAAACGCAUUUCCCUAGGUGAGAGGGAUGACACACCCCCUCAGAUCCCUCCCAGAGACCACGCCUUCUCUCAACCCUCCUCACGCUCUGCCUCCCCCCUUCCUUUAGUUCCUCCCCUCUCUGUCUCCCCUCUCUCCUCCUCCACCCUUUGUCUCCCACCCCCUCCCCUCUCCGUCUCCCCUCUCUCCUCCUCCCCCCUUUGUCUCCCACCCCCUCCCCUCUCCGUCUCCCCUCGGCAGAGGACAGGGCUGUAUGGUGUUGUUGGUCCUCUCGGCUCUCUAGUCUCCUCCUCCCCCUCUUCCUCUCCUCCCUCCUCCAUCUAUUCCUCCAGGCUCACUGCUGGCCCUCCUCCCAGCGCUUCAUUGGAUCCCCUUAUUGACAGCUCUCAGAGUUCUGAACGCCCCGCCUACCUGGAGAGAUAUGGAGCUGCCAAAAUGGCCACUGUCCGACCCAUGAUGAAACAGCAACCAGGUGGGGGUGGGGCAAGACCUAACACCUCUUUCAACAACAACAACCACAGGACUCAACAUUUAACUACAGCUCCCAGCAGGCAACGGGAGAACAGCCUCAUUCAGGUGCAGGGGGCAGUGCAUGGUGUGACAGCAGAGGAGUGUGAAGUGGCUCUGGAGACUCACAGCUGGAACCUCCCUCAGGCAAUAUGCCAACUAAAGGUUGAACAGUUGUUUCGCCUGGGUUUGCGUUCUAGAUCAGAGUGCCAGGAGGUUCUAGAGCGUUGCCAGUGGAACCUAGAACAGGCAAGCAUCCUGCUUCUGGACUCUUAUGGGAAAGUAGGCUGAGACAGACUCCAGGACUAUAUACCUAUAACCCCACAGAUCUAAACCUACAGACCAGAAACUACAUACAUAUAACCCUACAGACCUAAACCUACAUACCGGAAACCACAGACAUUUCCCUGUAAUUACAUACAUAUAACCCUACAGACCUAAACCUACAGGAAGGAAACUACAGACAUUUCCCUGUAAUUACAGACAUUUAACCCUACAGACCUAAACCUACAGGAAGGAAACUACAGACAUUUCCCUGUAAUUACAGACAUUUAACCCUACAGACCUUAACCUACAGACAGGAAACUACAGACAUUUCCCUGUAAUUACAUACAUAUAACCCUACAGACCUAAACCUACAGGAAGGAAACUACAGACAUUUCCCUGUAAUUACAGACAUUUAACCCUACAGACCUUAACCUACAGACAGGAAACUACAGACAUUUCCUUAUAUUUACAGACCUCGAACCUACAACCUGGAAACUACAUACAUGUCCCUGUAAUUAACGACAUGUAACCCUACAGACCUAAACCUACAGACAAGAAACGACAGACAUUUUCCUAUAAUUACAGAC
Messenger RNA from Oncorhynchus keta (chum salmon), 4628 nucleotides. RefSeq names its product activated CDC42 kinase 1-like. Bases 961 to 4065 code for a protein of 1034 amino acids. Gene Ontology annotation, molecular function: ATP binding; protein tyrosine kinase activity; protein binding. The record is from RefSeq and is a predicted model, not a curated record. Gene Ontology annotation, biological process: protein phosphorylation. The transcript has 19 exons. Lineage: Eukaryota; Metazoa; Chordata; Actinopteri; Salmoniformes; Salmonidae.